This is a messenger RNA of Linum trigynum, 2839 nucleotides long. Lineage: Eukaryota; Viridiplantae; Streptophyta; Magnoliopsida; Malpighiales; Linaceae. The record is from the annotation of a GenBank genome assembly.
CAAUGGUAUGGGUUAAUGAGUUGUUGUGUUUGUGUAAAUUGACUUAGUCUCUUAGCAAUUAUCAUAGGCUGGAAAUGACCUUCCUUUCAAGUUUUCAUCCAUCAUAAUGUAUGAAAUUUAUCUAAAUUAGCCAAUUAGGCGUCCAUAUGUUGUGGUCUACACUUUACAUAUACAAAUAUACACUAUAUGAGCAAUAUUGAGCUUUAUAUUUUAUGAGUCUAAAAGGGAUGAACGUUAACUCUUGAGUGGUUAUGCAAAGUAUUAAGUAUGUGUAUAUAAUAUAUGUUAGAUAUAUGACUAAUUACUUAACUUGUUAAUUUGGUUUGACUGGUUAGGAGUGUCUGAAACCAAACCAAACCACCUAAACCAAACAAGCUAAAAACGUUAACCAAACCAAUUAUCCAAAUUAACCAAAUCAAAUUAUCCAAAUAGUACCGGUUAAACGGUUACCACGGUAACCAAACCGUUUGAACACCCCUAUUUGCAACGAUUUAAAAUGAAAAAUACCAUUGGAUUGUUUGGCUUGUGGAUUUAAAAAGAAAAUUGUCUGGUCUCUAAAAAAAAAGCUCAUUAUUUCAAAAUUCUUGCUCUCUAUGUCAAUUCUCAUAAAUGCAAAAUAAGACAAUUCAAAUUGUUUGUAUUCCUAUACCUCAUUUUGUAUUGUCAAAGAGAAAAACAUUUCAAAUUAAUUGGACCAAAUUUCCUCGUGCCAUUGUUACAUCAGUACACCACCACAUUUAUUUUCGGUGGGAUCACGAUUAAGAUGGAAUCGAAUGGCGAAGAAGAGAAAAAAAAUGGCGAAAACAUCAUCAUCAUCAUGAAGAAUGAUAGCGAUGAUCUCCUCAUGAUUUCCCAUUUCUCCAUUUCCUCCCACUCCUCUUCUUCCUCUUGAGUCAGUCUCACCUACUCCUCUCUAACCCACUUCUCCCACCCUUCAAAGAAAAGAAAGCAACAAACAAAUCAAAAGCUCCUCCACAAGAUACUCUCCACCAAAGUCUUCCCCUUUCCCCUGCAGCCACUAAAUCUUUUGCUCUGCUUUUUCUUCUUCUUCCCCCUUCUUUGCUGGUUCCCACCUUCUGCAAAUUUCGUUGCUUGGCUUCGUUUUCUUCCCAAAGAUGGACUCUUUCAACCGAUCCACCGGUCCCCGGUACCGCUACAGCCGGAUGGACGACGACGGCGACGGGCUGCUGCAAAUCUACGUCCACCACGCGAGGAACAUCCACAACAUCUGCAUCUACGACAACCAAGACGUGUACGCCAAAUUCUCCCUCACUUACAACCCAGACGACACCGUUUCGACCAGAAUCGUCAACGGCGGCGGGAAGAACCCGGAGUUCAACCAGCGGCUCGCGAUGAAGGUGGCUCAAUCCGACGCCGUGUUGAAAUGCGAGAUCUGGAUGCUGAGCAGAGCUAGGAACUUGAUGGAGGAUCAGCUUCUGGGUUUUGCUCUGGUCCCAAUUUCAGGGGUUGUUGGGAAAGGACAGGUGUCAGAGGAUUACAGCCUGUCCUCCACCGAUCUGUUUCAUUCCCCUGCCGGGACAGUGAAAUUGACACUCUGUUUAUCGCCUUCGGUCGCCGGCGCGUCAGGGGAGAGCAGUAAUUGCUCGAUUUCGUCGGAGGUCGUGCUGCUGGACCGGAGGAUCUCGGAAGUGGUCGCUCUGGAUCCGGUGGAGUAUUCGAGGAUCGAAUUCCCCGAUAUCGGAGUUGCGAAGCAGAAUCAGGAGAUGGCUACGGAGUAUUUCCACCGGAAAUUGGGAUCUUUCCUCCAUCUCGGGAAUUCCUCUGUUUUUCAUGAUUGCGAAAUGACCGCCGCCGACGGUGGUUCGAUUUCUCCCGCCGACAGCGUUCACGUCUCGUCUGGGUUUUUUAGCUCUACCACGACGAGCUUGAGCGAAGACAGGAAUUCAUCGGAUUCGAAGGAGAAGAAGGGCGGUAACGGCGGUGGAGGGGGGCGGUCGUCGUCGGCGUAUCUCAACGUCUCUGUUUCCGGCGAGGGGAACCAGAGCUCGUCCUCCUCCGGCGGGUGCCCCGACACCCCGACGUCGAGGAAAGGGAGCGAAAUCAGGGACCGGAAAGAAGGCAGAGAGGAGGGGAACGGGAAUUCGAUCGACGGAGGGGGGAAAUACGGGAAAGUUGGUCCGCCGGCGCUGGUGCCGGACAUGAAUUUGGAGGCAGAGCAGUCGGCGAUGCAGCAGCAGAUAGUGGAUAUGUACAUGAGAAGUAUGCAGCAGUUCACCGAGUCACUCGCCAAAAUGAAGCUUCCGAUGGAUCUGGACAAACCCAGAAGCGCCGGCGGCGGCGAUUUGAGUCAAUCACAACAUGAGAACGGUGAUCGUAAAAUGAUGGAGGAUUUCGAUCCUCCGCAGCAGCAGGAGCAGCAGCAGAAGAAGAAAAAGGAUGGAUCACGGGUGUUUUACGGGAGCCGAGCAUUCUUCUAACACAGUAACUUAAACUGCUCCGAAUUACAAGGAGCUUAUUUCCUGUUCGGUAUUUUUUUUUUUUAGCGAUUAACAUUUUGUUUUCCUCUUUGUUGUUGAUGAUUAACUAAAAUAUCAUGAACUGUGUUGAAUUGAUUGUUUGAUUAGAUGAAAGUUUGGAGCUUUACCUUUCAUGGUGAAGGGAAAAACUGUACCUUUCAGUGGUUGUUUGAACAUGGAUGGUUCUUUGCUUGUUCGUACUUUGAGUUGCAUCGUGAUCAUCUUGUUGCAUCGCCAAAUUCAUUCUCAUUCUUAAUUCGUAAAAAUCUAUACACUAUUUAUUUCCUUUUGGAUGGAAGGUUCUUAUAACUAUUUUACUUUGGCGAUUUUCGAAUAUCCGUGAAUAUAGGUGGCAAUUGGAU